This is a messenger RNA of Sporisorium graminicola, 1326 nucleotides long. RefSeq lists its product as uncharacterized. The transcript has a single exon. Bases 1 to 1326 code for a protein of 441 amino acids. NCBI's taxonomy places the organism in Eukaryota, Fungi, Basidiomycota, Ustilaginomycetes, Ustilaginales, Ustilaginaceae. The record is from RefSeq and is a predicted model, not a curated record.
AUGAAGGCCUGCUUCUGGACCAGCCUGUCGGCUACGCUCGCCGUUGCCAUGGCAAUCAGCGUGUCAUCCUCGCCAGCUUACUUUGACCGUCGCGACGACAGCGUCGACAGUGGCAGCAACGCCACUGUCAUCGCUGUUCCCGUUGACAGCAGUGUUGCACAGUACACGGCUCCCGAUGGCUCGGUCGACCUCGGUUCGCUCAUCGAUGACACGGUCGUGACGCCGAUCGAGAUCCCUGCCACUGCCACUACGCCUACGGUUCUCACAUUCCCGACCGCCGCGCUCAUGGCUAGUGCUGCCGCCGAGAACGACGUCGCCUACACCACCACCGUCACUGCCUCUGCUGAGCCUACUGGCGCUGUGUCCAAGCGCGCCGUUCCCGCCGGAACCGUUGGUCAGGGCGGCAAGGUCGCCGCAUGGGAUGCCAGCUACUGCCCCACCGCUUCUUCGGGACCCGGCCCCCUCCUGUCGCCUGACACCCCGGACAACUUCAGCAACAACCAGUGGCUCAACCAGGCCUACGGCCAGAGCUCUGCUGCUGUCGCCCCUGCUGGUUACACCAAGGCCUUCGGUCCUUACUACCAGACCAUCCAGGCUUCCACGGCCACCAUGAGCCUGGGAAUCUACAACACCUACACGUCGUACAACGCUGCCGACUGCGCAGCCAAGUGCAACAAGCGCAGCGACUGCGCCGCGUUCGCCUUCUGGAUGCAGCGCGACACCGACAUCAACUACUACGGCUCGGCUGCCGCUGCCGGAGACUGGCAGACGCGCUGCAACAACCCACCCGUCAGCCGCACCAACUACGUCUGCGGCCUGUACAGUGCUCGUGUCACCAAGGAGAUGGCCACCAACGCGGGUCAGAUGAAGGGCCCCAUCUUCAAGACCGCCCACGCUGCGGUCAACGCCUACUUCAAGAGCGACCCGGCCAAGGACCUCAGCUCCCUCGGCUACACCUCGCAGGUCAACCAGAACGGCAUUAUCGACAACGGCGAGACGCACCCUUACCUCACCAAGACCAUGAACGCCAACAGCAACCCGCAGGUUUCGGGAUACGCUCCCGAGUACUGUGCCGCCUGGUGCAACGAGCACAAGGACAGCUGCGCGGGCUUCGACUCGGCCUCCAUGUACAGGGAUGGCAAGUUCGCGGGGACGCUGUGCAACCUGUACAGCGUUGCCUUCGACAACUCGCAGUACCAGGGCAAGCCCGGCCAGUACUCGACCGCUGGAUACAUCUCGAGCUCGCCCGGCAUCUUCUACACCAGGACUCCCGACGAACUGCCCACCCGACAGCCCACCAUGGAACUCAAGGUUGUCGUCGCUUAA